GAUCAUAGUGGCAUAUUUGCUUGAUCAUGGUGGCAUAGAUCAUAGCAUGGAUGAAUUCUGUAUUCACAGGCUCUAAUACCAGGCAUGAAUGAAUGCUGUAUUCAUCCAUGUAAAUAUUUGCUUGAUUUCCCUCAAAACCUCUAAUAUCAGGCAUGGAUGAAUUCUGUAUUCUCAGGCUCGCAGCGGUGUUGAUUUCCCAGAUCCUGAAGGUCCGUGGUGGAGAAGAGAGGAGGAUGAGGAAGAACUGCACCUUCCCCCCUCCUGCGCGCGCGCCCAACUAAAAAACAAGCCAACCGACUUGGAAAUGCUCUUCGCACCGACAGCUGCCCCACCACAAGUCCACAAGCAACCACAAAAGACAGGUGUAGCCUUCCAACUGGCAAGUGAACCUGCAGUUCGCAAAGAAGACAACUCUAGUCAACAAUUACGUGAAAAUGUGAAACCUUCUGCAUUAGAACCUACAUAUAUGGAGGAGUCACAAGCCAAGCGUGAUGACGAUGAGCCAUCAGACAUCACGUAUUCACGUGCUGUAGAUGAGCAAGCAGAUCGUAUGCACAACCUGAAAGUGUCUUUUCCUUUUGCUCUUCACGGGGCAUGUAUAUUGUUGUUUAAUGUAGAGGCUGUUAAAAUAUUUAAAUAAGCUAUUUGCAAAAAAAUAGUGAAGGUAUUUGUAAAAAAAUCGUGGCACUGAAGAGACGUCUCUGGCUCGUAACCCAAGAAACAACAGACGACUCACUUCCC
Messenger RNA from Zea mays, 741 nucleotides. RefSeq lists its product as uncharacterized. The record is from RefSeq and is marked predicted. NCBI's taxonomy places the organism in Eukaryota, Viridiplantae, Streptophyta, Magnoliopsida, Poales, Poaceae.